This is a messenger RNA of Malania oleifera, 792 nucleotides long. RefSeq names its product cytochrome b-c1 complex subunit 9. Lineage: Eukaryota; Viridiplantae; Streptophyta; Magnoliopsida; Santalales; Ximeniaceae. The coding region runs from base 325 to 540 and encodes 71 amino acids. The record is from RefSeq and is a predicted model, not a curated record. The transcript has 3 exons. Gene Ontology annotation, biological process: mitochondrial electron transport, ubiquinol to cytochrome c.
GCAUGGAAAGCUUCUCGCCCAAAAGAGUCCAUGGAAAAGGUCGGAGCUACCCAUCCAAAUCCCUAACUAAUAAUGAGGAUUAAAUGGAAACCAUGUCAAAAUUUUUGCACCGAUGGUGUAAUAAAUUAAAGUUGGCAACUAAUUUGCAAAUGGAUUAAAUAGGUGAACCGCUCGAACCGGGACCCAAUAACAUCCGGUUUAUUGACUGGUCGGAGUUUCAAAAAGUUGAUAAUUUCUCGGGUCGUGGAGCAGUUAAAUCUUGAAAGGCUCCUGCUCACGAGACCUAGACGAAGCGGAGAAGACUACACGAACGGAGAGGAAACCAUGAAUUCGACUGCUCGAAGAAGCGGCGGCGGAAUGCUCGAAGGGCUCUACAGAGUCAUCAUGCGCCGAAACUCCGUCUAUGUGACCUUCGUCAUUGCUGGUGCCCUCGUUGGCGAACGGGUGGUUGACUAUGGAGUUCAUAAGAUCUGGGAGCAAAACAAUGUUGGGAAGCGGUAUGAGGAUAUUUCUGUAUUGGGAACAAGGCAAUCAGAAUGAGUCGCCAGUUUCACCCUUUUCCCCCCUGGAGGAUUGCAUCUGCUCUGUAUUUUGGAGUUCAAAAAGCAUCCCAAACUAGUGGUCAAUAAAAAUGUUAUUAUUGCUGCUCCUGAUGUGGCUGUGAUUUUUCUCAAUGUUUAGAAGUCGUUGAUGGCAUUUUUCUAUUUGUUUUUUUGGGUAAACUACUAGAGGAUCAUCCUUGUUGAGGUUUAAUUUGUUUAGUCAGAAAACGUGAGGUUGAUUCUGCAUCUC